This is a messenger RNA of Trichogramma pretiosum, 5794 nucleotides long. Its product is annotated as facilitated trehalose transporter Tret1-like. Gene Ontology annotation, molecular function: sugar transmembrane transporter activity. Bases 2939 to 4414 code for a protein of 491 amino acids. Gene Ontology annotation, cellular component: membrane. The transcript is spliced from 5 exons. The record is from RefSeq and is a predicted model, not a curated record. Gene Ontology annotation, biological process: transmembrane transport; carbohydrate transport. NCBI's taxonomy places the organism in Eukaryota, Metazoa, Arthropoda, Insecta, Hymenoptera, Trichogrammatidae.
UUCUUCGAUCAGAUUCGUUAUAAAAUAUUUAUUUAUUUAUUUAUUUACCUUCCUUUUUUUUACAAAGGCCUGCAGGGGGCAAACGCCCGUGCGCAGGACGGCACUUACAACUAAUAAUCAAUCAAUAUAUCAACAUUGAACAAUAACAAAUAUGUGACUAGAUCAUAGAUAUAUUACAAUUCAAAUUCAAAGCCACGAAGUAAGUUUAUGUAUUUCUCUUUUUAACUUUACUUUGAGCGAUUUCACACAAUCUUCAUUCUUAAGCAUCACAGGUAGCUCAUUGAAGCACUUGAUAGCGACGUAUUUGUACGUUCUGUGGCCCAUCUCCGUUGAAUGCAGCGGUAGCUGCAGACUCCUAUUUCUGGUAUUCGAAGAACUCAUACUAUACUCAGAUUGUAGGUGACCAUAUUGCCUGAUUAAUGAUUUCCACAUAAACAACUUUCUAAUUCCCAAAGGGCUGUCACUGUCUUCUUGUUGAAUGCCAAUUAUUUUGCGUAGUUUCUUUUCAAUGAUAAGUAGUGGUUUUUGUACAAUAUACAUUGUUUUUGACAAUAUACAUUGUCAAAUUUUCGAAUCUCGUUACAUACGUGUGCGACGGCGGUCACGCGAGUUCCGCGCAAAAAUGCAUAUGCACCGCGUGCAAAUGAUAUUUGCAAAAAGAGAUACGCGUCUCUCGUUCUCAAAGAAGCUCUCGGAAACGGUCACAUUCGUAAUUAUUAUCUCAAUACACACACGUACGUUACAUAUAUAAAAUACGUUCGUUUGUGCAUAGCGCGCGAACCGAGUCAAUGCGUAACCGCAUUGUUAUGAAAUUUGAUAAAUAAAAAGAAGAAAAAUGAAUUCUCGGGCGGAAAAGUACUCGCGCGCGGCUGCUCUCGUCGUAAUACGUCGCGUAUCGUAUACAUUAUUAUAUACCGAUGAUCCGCGAACGAAUGAAAAAUGUAUCAAGGUUGCAAUUUAGAAACGAGAUAUAUGAAUCGAAGAGUGGGAUAGAGCCAGACGUGUGCGAAACGUCGCUUUUCACCUCGAUCGAGCGAAUUGAUAAAAAUUUUCGUGUUCGCGAGGCGUCGCACUCUCGUUUACGCAAUAGAAAAAAAAAACUGCAGAGAUAAUGAUGAGAUCUCGAUAGAGGUCUCGCGCAAUCGAUAGCGCAUCGAUUCGGUCUGGUCGGCACAUGUGUUGAUUCAAAGGCAGCUGUAAAAUUAGCUGCCUCGUUUUUUUUGUUGUUGUCGUUUGAUAUAAUUUCUCCGAUCUCUUACACAAUAUCGGUAACAUCGAUGCCUCGGGCUAAACGCGCGAAUAUAAUUAUGCUCGGAGCCAGUUUCCGAUCUGGCACAAUUGUAUACAUGUAUACAGGCCACCACCACAAUGCGACUAUCGUCAUCGUUUUGGCCAAGGCGUCUGCUAAACUUGAAAGCACAGGUGAGCUCCGUGUACCACUAGUGUUCUGUGAGAGUUAUAUCUAUCGAUAGUGCAAAUUAGGUGCCGAGAGCGCGACAAUAGAAAUGAAAAAAAAAAGAAAAAAAAAAUUAUCGAUACAAUUGCGGCACAUUCAGACAUCAUCUGCGUCGAUCAAUAGCAUUGAUAAUGAUCGCGCGCGCGCGCGUAUCGUUAUGAAUUUGUCGCCGCGCGCGCGAGAUCGGGCAUGUGGGCGGGCGGACGACCUUGCACGGAAUUUCCAAAGUUGACCCCGACGAGCACCCAACGAGCGACGACGACGACGACAAAAACAGCAACCACUACUACGCUAUAUAGCAUUGGCCGCAAGAGCUUCUGAAAGAUUCAAGGUCGUGAAAAGAAAGAGCGAGAGUGAGAGAGAAAGUGAGUUAUAUCGUCGAGCUGCACAAUGCAUGCAUCGGCGAAUUUUCUUUUCUUUUCUCUCUCUCUCGCUCUCGGUAGUAGCAAUAUUUCAAUCCAUGCAAUAGUCGAUAUAAGAUGCGGGUUCGGAAGUGGCGCGAGAAGCAGCAGCAGCAGCAGCAUCAUCACGUGGAUCGCGCUUGCCCUCGAGACACGUCGUAUCGGCUCUAGUCUCGCCCGACGGAGGAGCGGGUUGCUUUUCCGUCUAUAUACCAACCGCGUGUGUAUAUAGCUAUAUAGUUUGCCGCGCGUGGGCGCGAGAAGAAAAGCGCAACAUCGCCCGGCUGAAAAACAAACUCUCGUAUACGUUUGCGUAUGUGUAUGUGCGUGCGAUACAGGACACGCACACAAUCUCGAAUUAGACAUGCGCUCUCUGGACACACAAGUAUAGGAAGGAGAAAACAGGAGGAGGAGGAGGAUCGGGCCACUGUGCAAUUGUGCUGCACAUUAUAUUACGCGCCGAUGUUUGCUCGUCUCGCACGUAUAAUAUGUGUGUUGUCUGCGCGUAACCGUCGAACUUAGCUACCGUUCUCCGCGUUGCUCGUAUAUAAUAACACAAGUUAACGCGUACAUCCAUCUUGGCCCAGAGUAGGAGUAGCCAGCAACACGGGCGAGAAAAGGCCAACUUGCAAGCAGUGGCACUAGCAGUGGUGGAGUGGGAUUUUUCGAGAAUCCUGUGUAUAAAAGACACCGUCGCUCGAGGAGCUCGCGCCAAAGCAACGACGUGCCGCUCGCGUGCAUCUUUACACACGCGCGCAUCCGUAACUUUUCCAUCCCGCACGCACGCGUAUCGUCGAGUAUAUAUCGAGGAUCGAUCGAUCGGCUCCCAACCCACGACCCCCCCGUUUCGCGCGUCAGCUCUCGUGUGCUCUCUGAGCCACAGUUAGUAGUGCGUGUGUGUGCGCGCGCGCGACGUCAACGAGUCACCGAUGCUGUGCACGCUCGACCUCUCGCAAGCACGCAUCUCGACCUAGCCUGCGCUGCAUAUCGUAUCCGCUUUUGUUAUUUUUGAUUUCUCGAACACCCCUAUCGAGUGCGUCGUCUUUUCACAAGUGUUAGAAGAUAAUAAAAAUCAGCCAACAUGAAGAUUUUGAUGCGAGCCGAUACCCACGUGAACAUCGAAGUGCCGGGAAAUGCACCGGUAGCCAAGUGCACCUUUUCGCAGGUACUAGCGGCUUUCUCGGUCUCGCUGGGCUCCAUGGUGGUUGGCUUCGCCUCGUCCUACACGUCGCCGGCUUUGACGACCAUGAAGAACGAAAACAUCACCAGCUUCCGCGUCGACGAGGAAACCGGUUCAUGGAUCGGCUCGCUCAUGCCACUGAGCGCCCUAUUCGGCGGCAUCGCUGGUGGACCCCUCAUCGAGUACAUCGGUCGAAGGAACACCAUACUCUUCACGGCCUUUCCCUUCAUUUUCUCUUGGCUACUGAUCGGCCUGGCGGUGAACGUCGUGAUGAUCCUGCUCGGCCGCAUGAUCAGCGGCUUCGCCGUGGGCGUCAUCUCGCUCUCGCUGCCCGUCUACCUCGGCGAGACGAUCCAGCCGGAGGUGCGCGGCUCGCUCGGCCUGCUGCCCACGGCCUUCGGCAACAUCGGCAUACUGCUCUGCUUCACGGCUGGCAUGUAUCUCGACUGGUGGCGGCUCGCGCUGCUGGGAGCUCUGCUGCCGGUGCCCUUCGCCCUCUGCAUGAUCAUCAUCCCCGAGACGCCGCGCUGGUACAUAUCCAAGGGCAAGACGAAGCGCGCGCGCAAGUCGCUGCAGUGGCUCAGGGGCAAGCAGGCCGACGUGAGCGAGGAGCUGACCACCGUGGAGAAGAUGCACGUGGAGGCCGAGCGACAGGUGAGCUCGCAGCAGGGGCCCUUCGGCGAGCUCUUCAAGGACACGAAUCUCAAGCCGCUGCUCAUCUCGCUCGGCCUCAUGUUCUUCCAGCAGAUGUCCGGCAUAAACGCCGUCAUCUUUUACACCGUGCAAAUCUUUGAGGACGCGGGCAGCAAGCUCGACCCGAACAUCAGCACCAUCAUCGUCGGCAUCGUGAACUUCGGCUCGACCUUCGUCGCGACGACCCUCAUCGAUCGGCUGGGCCGCAAGAUCCUCCUCUACACGAGCAGCGUCUCGAUGAUCGUCUCGCUGGCGAGCCUCGGCGCCUUCUUCUUCAUGAAGAACCACCACAUGGACGUGUCGGCCAUCGGCUGGCUGCCGCUGACCUCCUUCGUCGUCUACGUGAUCGGCUUCUCGCUGGGCUUCGGGCCGAUACCCUGGCUCAUGAUGGGCGAGAUACUGCCGGCCAAGAUACGCGGCAGCGCAGCGAGCGUCGCGACGAGCUUCAACUGGACCUGCACGUUCGUCGUGACCAAGUGCUUCAUGAACAUCGUGGCGCUGAUCGGCCAGGAGGGCACCUUCUGGCUGUUCAUGAUCAUCUGCCUGCUGGGCCUGAUCUUCGUGAUCGGCUUCGUGCCCGAGACGAGCGGCAGAUCGCUGGAGGAGAUCGAGCGCGGACUCACCGGACCCGUCAGGCGUAUGAGCGCCGUGGCCAACAUCAAGCCGACGCCCAUGGCUUGUUAGUAAUGCGUGCGGAUCGAAAUUCCCAAAUUUCACGAUUUUACGUUUACGUUUUUGUUCGUUGCGCGCGCGACGAUUGUUGAUUGUUGACUACAUGUGUAAUAGACGUAGGUCACCUACCUAUUAUCACGUUCGCUACUAUGUAUAUUAACGAAAAAAAUGUACGCCUAUGGCUGAUCUGGAAUCUGCGGGGCUGUGGAUUAUAAUCAAAAUAAUUGAUCCAUCUUUUCUUCUUACUUUCAAAUUGUAUAUAGUCAAGCAAUAUUAAGCUUACGCUAUAGUUCGGAUAAUCUGCACGACUACCACGUUGACGCGUUUAUUUUUAUCCUUUUAGAAUAUUCUCAGUGUAGAUAGAUAGAUUUUUAUGUAAAUACAUCUUAGCAGAACUUUGCAUUUGUCAUGCAAGCGAUUAGUAUAGUUUUUUAAAAUAGAGAAAAUCAAAGUUAACAUUUUUCCUUAGCGAAUAGAAAUUUUAGCAUCGAGGAAUGCUCGACUUGUACAGCUCAAAGGAUGAAUUUUGCACGAGUCCAAAUCCAUCCUAAACUAUUUAAACAAAGUGAUAUAUUUCAAUGAUUCCAACAAGUAUUGUUUACUCAACGAAAUCCAUUUAUUUGAAACAAUACUUUUAUUAAUAUUUUUAGUACAUUAAAGAAAAAAACCAAAAUAGAGGUUUUCUAUUCCUUAUGUAGUUGAUUAUAUGAAUAGCAUAGAAUUACUAUACAUGUUGAAAAUCUAUAUUUUUAAUGAAACUUUGCAAGAAAAAGCAAUCACCUAUAUUUUUCUAUCAAAAACCAUUGAUUCUUGUUUAUAUGCAUGUAUAUCUUAUAUAUAUGUGUAUAAGUAUACCUAUGUUUAGAUAGAUUUUAUUGUAUUUAUAUAAUAAUGUUCAAUUUUAUGCAUCUAUUAUUAAACAAGUGUCCAUUCAUUUUCAUUGAUUCUUCAACAGUACUUAUACUAUCCAAGAUUACGAAAUCAAUUUGAUAAAAACAAUUUUCAUGUCUUUUCAUAAAGUACAAUUGUACUUUAAUACUCAUAAAGACUUGGAUAAUAAAUAAUAAUAUUUUGAAAAGUACUGUAAAGAAAGAAAAGAUUCACCUCUGUGUAACAUAUAAAAAAUGUUUUUACAUGUGCAAGAUGAAAUCAUCAACGAAAAACUCUAAAAAGGUUAAGAACUUGAUUAAUUUAUGACUGUAUGAUUUAAACGUAGUAGCUGAUUAAAAAGUAAUGCUAUACUUAUAGUGUUAUCUCAAAUGUUAUGUAAAAUCAUCAAUUAUUAAUAUGAUUUUGAUACCUUCAUGCGUCUUUUAAUAAAUUGCAAUAAAUUUGUAUUCAUGCUACCAAAAAUAUUCCUUGAAUAAAAAAAUGAAACAUUUUUUAAAUAUA